AUGUCACAUCCCGCAAUCAGGUUCCAAGAUCAAAUCAAAAGUGUUAUUGCGACCUUUCUAAGUGACUCAAGCACUCCUAGCUCCAGAUUAUCAGCCAUCCUGGCCAAAGACUGGUGGUACACUCCAAGAUACCAAGGAGGUCUCGGUCUCACACAAAUCGAGGACUCUGUGAACGCACUACAAAUACAUGCACUUGUACGUGUGAUUAACAGUGUGCGAAAAUACCAUCACUCACUUCCCAGUUGGAUGUCCCCUGUUAUUAAGGUCUUUCACCAGGCGAUGACGCCAAGGGGUCGGCCUCUCGAUAUCCUAUAUGCUUGA
Molecule: messenger RNA, 321 nt
Organism: Plasmopara halstedii
Lineage: Eukaryota; Oomycota; Peronosporomycetes; Peronosporales; Peronosporaceae
Exons: 1
Coding region: 1-321 (106 amino acids)
Source: RefSeq, a predicted model, not a curated record